Molecule: messenger RNA, 2183 nt
Organism: Ciona intestinalis (vase tunicate)
Lineage: Eukaryota; Metazoa; Chordata; Ascidiacea; Phlebobranchia; Cionidae
Source: RefSeq, a predicted model, not a curated record
CUGCAGCAAUAAUUUGUUGCAGUUAGCAUAUGGUAUAGAAGUCUAAGAUUGCUGCUCGUCAAAACUGCUAACUGAGUUUAAUAAUUUCUUUUUUGAAAUGUCUACCUCUGGCCCAUAUUUCGCAACAGCAGGCGAUGAUAUUAAAAUAUGGGAUGCUCAGGCCUUUCAGGUGGUCAAGCAGUUCAACUAUCAUAAAGGAAAUGUGAAGGAUAUAGCAUGGAGUAGGGACAACACGAUGAUGUGCAGUGCUUCUGCUUCUGGUGACAAGCUCCUGGUAACAGAUUGUCAGCUGAACCAACAAACCAAACCAAAGAUUGUGGCCGAACACGCAAUAGAUGAGAAUCAGACCUGUGUACGAGUAUCUCACAGUGGGAGAAGAAUGUAUUCAGGAGGUAUGGGGGGCGAUGUUAAUGUGUGGGAACGUGAAACAGGACAACUCAAGAAAUCUUACAAGGACACUCACUCAAGCCCUGUAACUUGCAUCGCCGUGAAUGAGUACGAAUCCCACGUUGCAUCAGGUAGCAACAAGGGUGAUAUUGUGAUCAGGAAUCUUGGCUCAAACGCAACCAGUAAACCGAAGUUAAAAAGUGAGGGACAAGCAGUUCGGUCGAUGGCAUUUUCACCUUGGAAGCAUUCACUUGUUGGCAUGACAAUGGAUGAUGGCAGCAUCCAUUUAUGGGAUACUUUACAAUCUGCAUUAUAUCAUGAGUUUGUUGAAAUACAUAACGCACCAGCCAUGUCAUUAUCGUUUUCACAUUUUAAUGAUUUGCUCGUCUCUUCUGUUGGACUUGACAAGAAACUUAUUAUAUACGACACCAAAAGCAAAAAGUAUUUAAACAAAGCAAGUUUGGACCAACCUCUCACUUCAGUAGCGUUUAUGUUAGAUGGUGUAACACUCAUUGCUGGGUCAUCGCUUGGUCAAAUCUACCAACUAGACCUCCGAUCAAUGAGCAAGCCAGUCAAGGAGGCGCUUGGCCACUCCACCUCGGUCCAGAGGGUCGCGGUUCAAAACUCAGUAAAGGUUAAAAAAGAGCGAUCUUCAAGCAAACGAAGAGUUGUGACCGAAAAAUCAUCGAAAACGGUUUCCUCUGACAGCGAAAGUAAAAUUUGCACCCCUGCACCUACUCCUAUCAUAGGUUUACAUGAUCGUCCAAGCCAGCGCUCUUUACCGCCCUCAUCUGGCAAACCAACAACAACGAGUACUCGUCCACAGUUGCCGAAUACUUCUACUUUUUUAACCAAUACAGGUUCACCCCCCAUAGCAGUAUCCACUCCUUUCCCCAACAUAUCAACCCCAGCAGCACACACAUUAAGACAUCAUGCUGAUGACUAUGGGGACUUGAUAUCUCCUGUAAGAGACGAUGCUUUUGGUAGGAACGAUCACGAAACAUCCGCAGGGCAACAAGGGUCGUUCUCCUUUUCAACAACAACUGGGUCCUUUAACGACGAUAUAGUUUCACCUGUUGCGAACCACACGAAGGCAGUAAAGGGGUUUCAAUAUCAUGGCAUUGCCGGUAAACAAAGCAACACACGUACGUCGCCCCAUCCAUUACGACAAUCCAGCAACCCCGGUCUUAAUGGGCACAGUAAUAAAGCAGAAAACCAAACCAAGCCAGCAGAGCUUUCCAACCACCAGAGAAUAAAGAUGGAAAAGUUAGAUGUAACAGAUGGUGGAUCUGUUUCAUUACAGACUACACUGCAUCAUUCAAUUAAUGAAAGUAAAAAGCAAGAUCCUGCACCUGAUUCAUCUCAAGUUAGGAUAGAAGAAACCAAAUCCACUGCAGUCGAGGAUCAUAAAGAGAAAGCUGAGACCUCUAACCAAGCUGUAGCUAGUUCGAAACCAGAUGCAGCUUCCUUUCAAUACCAAGCAGAAUUUAUUCGGAAUAUUGUUAAAGAUCUAGUAGAUGAAAUGAGAGAUGAUGUUCGCUCUCAAGUCAACGAGCUUUCUACCCAGAUGGUGAAACUUUCCAUCUUCCAGGAGGAUCUCUUCCGGGAGUUACUUCUCCAGAACAGAUGCGGGAUCAAUGAGCAAUUAUUGGAAGAGCUGGAGAGAGUGAAACAGGAGAACGAAAGAUUAAAACGGAUGCUAAGAUGAAACACUUCUCUUGCCUUGGCUGUGAUGUGGUCUAGUGCCUUUCUUUAUACUUUACUUAUUAGAGAAUAAAUUUAUUGCGUAUAAAAAA